This is a messenger RNA of Tachysurus fulvidraco (yellow catfish), 2363 nucleotides long. RefSeq names its product keratin, type I cytoskeletal 50 kDa-like. The transcript has 8 exons. The coding region runs from base 933 to 2300 and encodes 455 amino acids. The record is from RefSeq and is a predicted model, not a curated record. Gene Ontology annotation, molecular function: structural molecule activity. NCBI's taxonomy places the organism in Eukaryota, Metazoa, Chordata, Actinopteri, Siluriformes, Bagridae.
CUUUAUAUACUUUAUGUACUUUAUAUACUUUAUAUACUUUAUAUACUUUAUGUACAAUGAGUUAAUAUUUUAUCAGGUAUGAGUCUGUGCACUCUGAGUGGACUCGAGACGCCUCGAGUCGGGAUGCAGUGUGCAGGAGUUCGGUGGGACUAUGAACAGCUACACCUCUGAAAUGAGCUCCUGUCUGAUGCUGACAGCUUGUAGAGAACUCUUUUGUUUCUUUGUUUAAAACAGUGACCUUGUGUGAAAAGAACAAUAUAAAUUAAAUGUUUUAUUAUUGUAGAGUUUAAACUUUGUGGUGUCUCACUGACCUCAUCUGUGUUUAGUGCUUAACGUUUUUAUAACAAAAAAAUGUCCAUGAGAUGAAGAGGAAAAUACUCGUAAUGAAUAGUCUGCUUCUCUGCUCUAUACACAGCAAUGAGAGCUUCUGCUAGUUUCUACAAAUGUGGAAGUGUGGAGUGUUCUGAACAAGAAGGGCUUCGUCUACAUGCAGUGUGUAAACAUCUGUACGAUGUGUUUGCUUGGUGAAAUAUGUAACAUCAGAUCAAAGUGUAAACCGCAAUAGGUAAUGCUGCUAAAGUCUCAGGGAAAAAUGCAAAGCAAGCUGAUCACAAUAUGAACUCGCUAUAGGGAACGUCCCCAAGAACUGCUGCGGAGGAAUUUAAACCUGAAGCAAAAAACCCCUGUAGGAAUGAGAGCCCCUCAGAGAGCAUCUGCCAAUCAUACAGAGUUCCCAUAAUCUCUAAAAUCUACCUUUAAGGCACGAACCCAUUAAAAAGACCUGAUGAUGAUAAAUGUUGUUACUUUACAUAACAUGAAAUUGCUGUGAAUCUAUGAGUCAGUGGUGGGGCGAUUCAACCAGGCUAUAAAAGUCUGCUGAACUUCUCAAGCUCACUCAUUCUCCAGAGUAAGACUAAAACACCUCCAUCAACAUGGCUAGCACCUUCUCCACCUACGGCAGCUUUGCAUCUGGAUCAGGGUUUAGUGGUGGAGGAGGAAGCCGGGUCAGUGCAAUGCGGGCAGGAAGUGUCUAUGGUGGAGCAGGAGGGUCUGGGGUUCGCAUCUCCCAAGCUUCUCAGGCCUUAUCUGUUGGUGGAUCUGGAGGUAGAGUUGGUGGAGGCUUUAUCUCUGGUGCAGGUUUUGGUGCAGGAUUUGGAGAUGUUGCAGGGUUCAGAUCUGGUGCAGGGUUCGGAGGGGGUGCAGGGUUUGGAGGUGGUGCUGGAGAAGCAGACUCUAGCAUCAUCGGCAAUGAAAAGUUCACCAUGCAGAACCUCAAUGACCGUCUGGCCUCCUACCUGGAAAAGGUUCGCUCACUAGAGAAAGCCAAUGCAGACCUCGAGCUCAAGAUACACCAGUUCCUAGACAGCAAGUCCUCCCCUACUGCACAGGACUACUCUGGUUCCUUGACUACAAUCAGUGAACUUCAAGCUAAGAUUCUGGAUGUCAUCCAGUUGAAGGGUACAGUCCACCUUAGCAUCGACAAUGCCAGUUUGGCUGCGGAUGACUUCAGGAUAAAGUAUGAGAAUGAGUUGGCCAUGCGUCAGUCUGUUGAGGCUGAUAUCGCUGGACUGAAGAGGUUGCUGGAUGAUUUAAACCUGACCAAGAAAGAUCUCACCCUGCAGAUUGAGGCCCUGACUGAGGAGCUGGUCUUCCUCAAGAAGAACCAUGAGGAGGAGCUGCUAGCAGCACGUAGCCAGAUGAGUGGGCAGAUUCAUGUUGAGGUUGAUGCUGCACCACAGCAAGAUCUCACCAGUGUCAUGGCAGAAAUCCGUGAGCACUAUGAAGCCGUUGCUGCCAAGAGCCAGAAGGAGCUUGAGGGCUGGUUCCAGAAAAAUUCUGAGAGCCUGAAGCAGGAAGUUGCUGCCAGCACUGAGACACUGGCUGUCUCCAAAACAGAAGUGAACAGCGUGAAGGGGACAUCACAGUCUUUGGAAAUUGAGCUCCAGUCUCUGUUGGCCAUGAAAGCCUCCCUUGAGGGAACACUCUCUGAGACUCAAGCCCGUUAUGCCAUGCAGUUAUCUGGAUACCAAGUGCAGGUGACAAGUAUGGAGGAGCAGCUGGUGCAGCUUCGUGCUGAUCUGGAGCGUCAGUCUCAGGAGUAUCAGAUGCUGCUGGACAUCAAGACCAGACUGGAGCUGGAGAUCGCAGAGUACAGGAGACUGCUGGAUGCUGAGGCCAGCAGCAGUGCCUCGAUUUCCUCCACCAAGAGCUCCACCACCAAAACUGCAAUCAUCACAGUGGUGGAAGAGGUGGUGGAUGGGAAGGUCGUCUCAACCUCCUCUACAUCUGUAACCAAGUAGUAAAGGAGAAACUGGAAAUGUUUUUAUUGAAGUAUAAUUCAACCAGCAUUUCUGUUUAAAAAU